AUGGAUAGACUGUUAAAUGGUAUUGAGGGAGUCAAUCAAAAUAUUCACCAGAAUCCUCAAUACAAUUGCAAAAGAUGUGGAAAGGAUUUUGAUUAUGGUAUUAACUGUUACCACUUGGUUGUACGUGUUAGCGAUGAAUCAAAUGUUGAAGCCAAGUUUGUGCUUUUCAACAAUAUCGCGGAGAAGCUAAUUAGAAGACCUGCGUUUCAGUUGGUCGAAGAGGCUCCUCAGCCAUCGGAGCCUAAACCUGGAUUAACACAGCAAGCUAGAAAAGCGAGAAAGGAAAUACUGAAUAACAAAAGAACAAUAGGCCUUACUACCACAAAUAGAGCAAGGCCAGGUUCGAACAUUACAGGACCAUCGAGUUCUGGUCUUCCACCAUUGUUUGAAACAGAUUCAAAUCCUGAAGCUACUCAGUGUCCAAACCAAAACAAAACAAAUGAAUUCAUUCCUCCACCAAGGUUCAUCGUACAGGACCAUCCUGAAGCUUAUAAUAAUCGAUAUGAAAUGGAGAGUGAGUCUGAAAAUGAAGAUGAAUAUGACGACAAUCAGACUUACAGUGGCUAUCCUGGUGGAGAGUCUUUGAUAAACCCAUCACCACAACAUAUCCCACAACAAGAAAAUCAUACCGUUACUUCAUCUAUUACUAUAGGGUUACAAAAAAACGGUUAUUACGACGAAGGGGAUCCAGUUUGGAAUUGUAGGUUUUGUCAAGCAUACAUGUGGUAUGGUGAAAGAAUUGGAAAACGCCGUCGUAGCAAGAAACCUGUCUUCUCAAUGUGUUGUAAACAUGGAAAAGUUGUGCUUCCUCGCCUCGCGAAUCCUCCAAUGGAGUUAAUGUAUUUGUUAUGCAAAGGAGACGAAUUAAGUAAACAUUAUCGAGAGUUUAUACGAGCUUACAAUAUGAUGUUCUCUUUCACAUCACUUGGGGGGAAGAUAGAUCAUUCUAUUAACAAUGGUCGUGGACCAUUUGUUUUUCGAAUGUCCGGUGAGAACUAUCAUCGUAUUGGUGAUAUAGUUCCCGAGCCUGGACAAGCUCCAAAAUUCUCCCAGCUGUCGGACGGAGCUAGCGCUAAGAAACUAAGAGAACCACUUGUUCUUCUUCUGCAGAAUAUGUUAGAUCAGUAUAAUCCUCAUGUUAAGGCUUUUAGAUCUGCAAGAGAUAGGUUCGACGUGGAAGGAUCAACAGGUUAUAGGAUGAGGUUGAUUGAAAGUCGGCAAUCUGAUGGACGGACCCAUAAUCUGCCCACUGCAAAUGAAGUUGCUGCUUUGAUACCUGGAGAUUUUGUUUUAAAUAUGGAGCCCCGAGAUAUUGUUCUAGAGAGUACAAGUGGAAAGUUGCAAAGGAUAAGUGAAUUACAUCCGGCGUAUUUGCCUCUGCAGUAUCCACUAUUGUUUCCAUAUGGAGAGGAUGGUUUUCGAUUAAAUAUUCCAAUUGGUUUUGAAGACACGGCUGGGAGAAAACGCAAAAAUGUAACUAUGCGUGAAUACUUUGCAUUUCGCAUUUUAGAGAGGAAGGGGGAAGCACCCACGAUUACGAGAUCCGGAAGAUUGUUUCAUCAGUUCCUUGUGGACGCCUACACAAUGAUAGAAUCGAGUAGACUGCGUUACUUAUGGCUGAAUCAGAAAAAACUCCGGUCAGUUAGUUAUGAUGCAAUCCAGAAGACAGCUGCAAAAGGCGGAGCUAAGAUGGCUGAGCAAGGGAGCCGAAUUUUCAUCCCAGCAACUUUCACCGGAGGAAAACGUUAUAUGAAGCAGCAUUACUACGAUGCCAUGGCUUUGUGCAAGUACUAUGGAUUUCCAGAUCUUUUCAUCACUUUUACGUGCAAUCCAAAAUGGCCUGAAGUUACAAGGUAUCUGAAAAAAUAUAACCUUACCACCGAAGACAGACCUGAAAUUUUGUGUAGAGUUUUCAAGAUGAAACUCGAUAAUCUUAUUGAGUUUUUGACAAACAAGGACGGCUCCUUAUUUGACCCAGUUUCUGCAGUAAUGUACACGAUUGAGUUUCAGAAAAGAGGAAUGCCACACGCUCAUAUUCUCGUCUUCAUGCAAAAUGGAGCCAAAUUUCCAACAGCUGAUCAUAUAGACACUAUUAUAUCGGCUGAGAUACCUGACAAGACGGUAGAUCCAGACCUGUAUGCAAUCGUUGGGGAUUGUAUGAUGCAUGGUCCUUGCGGUCCAGCAAAGAAGGAUAAUGUAUGUAUGGUUAACGGUAAAUGCUCUAAGAUGUUUCCGAAACGACUGAACAUCAGGACAUCGAUUGACGCAAAUGGAUUUCCAGCUUACAUGCGUCGUAUUGAUGGUAGGUUCAUUGAGAAAAAUGGAAUCAGAUUAGACAAUGGAUAUGUUGUACCUUACAAUAGAAACCUCAUGCUUAGAUAUCACGCGCAUAUGAAUGUCGAGUGGUGCAUCCAAACGCGUGCUGUUAAGUAUCUUUUCAAAUAUAUCCAUAAGGGACCUGAUUAUGCUUCAGCUGCAAUGGAUAAAGAAGAUGAAGAUGGCGUCAUCGACGAAAUCAAAACAUAUUACGACUGCAGAUAUAUAACUGCAUGCGAGUCAUCGUGGCGGGUUCUUGCUUUUCCUACACAUUUUCGUACUACUUCUGUAGAGAAACUUGGAUUUCAUCUCCCUGAUCAGGAGCUGGUGUUUUUUGAUGAAGAUGAACCUAUUGAGAGUAUCCUCAAGAAAAAAUCUGUCAACCAAUCCAUGUUUCUGGCGUGGUUCAUAGCAAAUCAAAAAUAUCCAGAGGCAAGAGAUUUGACAUAUGCCGAAUUUCCAACAAAAUUUGUUUGGAAAGCAAGUAUGAGAGAAUGGGUACCACGUAAACGAGGCUUUGCGAUAGGGAGGAUUGCACAUAUUAAUCCAGCACAAGAUGAGCUAUAUUUCUUAAGAGUAAUGCUAAAUUGGGUAAGAGGGCCGAAAUCGUACGAGGAUAUAAGAACCGUUGAUGGUGUUGUAUAUUCUACAUACGAAGAUGCUUGCUAUGCUUUGGGUUUGAUGGAUGAUGACAAGGAAUACAUAGAAGCUAUCAAAGAUUGUAGUGAUAAUAGUUCUGGCACGUAUGCGAGGAAGCUUUUUUCGAGAAUGUUGGUAUCCAAAACAUUAUCUCAGCCUCAUGUUGUGUGGGAAGCUACUUGGGAGUAUCUAACCGACGAUAUUCUCUACAAGAAACGACGACAAACUGGAAAUCUCGAGUUGAACUUGACCAUAGAUCAUAUCAAAAACAUUGCUCUAACCGAGAUUCAAAAUCAUUUGCUUAGCAAUGGUCGUAGCCUCCAGAAAUGGCCCCUAAUGCCAAAGCCAGAUGAUUUUGGUUGUUACAACGGCAAUCGCCUUAUAGAUGAUGAGCUUAAGUAUGUUGUGGAAGAUCAGCUAAAGGAAAAUGAAAGACUUAUGGCGAUGAUAACAGAUGAGCAAAGAGGGGUUUACAACGAGAUUUUGGAUGCAGUUUUAAAUGAUAGCGGUGGAGUGUUCUUUCUUUAUGGUUAUGGAGGCACAUGUAAAACCUUCGUAUAUAGAGCACUCUCAUCAGCAAUCCGAUCUAGAUGUAUGAUUGUUCUAAAUACCGCAUCCAGUGGAAUUGCUGCAUUAUUGUUGGAAGGAGGUAGAACCGCACAUUCCAGGUUUGGUAUUCCGAUAGAUGCCGACGAGUUUACUACUUGCAAGAAAAUGGAGCCAGGAUCAGAUCGUGCAGAAUUAGUUAAAGCAGCAAAGCUCAUUGUAUGGGAUGAGGCGCCUAUGAUGAGCAGACACUGUUUCGAGACUUUGGAUCGUUCUAUGCGUGAUAUUAUAAGAUCUUCUGAAGACAAACCUUUUGGAGGUAAAGUAGUUGUUUUCGGUGGAGAUUUCAGACAGAUUUUACCGGUCAUACCUGGAGGUGGUAGAGCAGAGACUGUUUUGCAAGCUCUUAAUUCGUCAUAUCUUUGGGAGCACUGCAAAGUUCUGAAGCUAACAAAAAACAUGAGAUUGCUCGCUGGGCUUACUGAUGAUGCAGCAAAAGACCUUCAAUCCUUCUCAAAAUGGAUUUUGGAUGUUGGAGAUGGAAAAAUAAAUUUGCCAAACGACGGUCAGGUUGACAUUGACAUUCCUUCUGAUCUGUUGAUCAAAAAUAUUGGAGAAGAUCCGAUUCAAACUAUUGCAAAGGAGUUGCCAGGUGAAUACAAGGUUUACCUUAGCUCUGACAGUAUAAUCCCAUCCGAUGUUGAUGUAGAAAAAAAUGUUACCUAUCCAACAGAGUUUUUGAACAGUGUUAGAGUGGCAGGAAUGCCUAGACAUAAUUUGAAGCUGAAGGUUGGUGCUCCUAUUAUGUGUCUCCGUAACUUGGAUUUGGUAGAUGGCUUAUGCAAUGGUACUAGGCUAAUUGUUACUCAGUUGCUCCCACAUGUUAUAGAAGGUAGAAUUAUAACUGGAAACAGUACUGCUGGAGACAAAGUCUGGAUUCCUAGAAUGUAUGUCAGUCUACCUGACACAAAAUUUCCCUUCAGAAUGCGUCGAAGACAGUUUCCCGUUACACUGGCUUUCGCGAUGACCAUCAACAAAAGUCAAGGUCAAACACUAGAAAGUGUUGGUUUGUUUUUGCCUAGGCCAGUGUUCUCACAUGGUCAGCUCUACGUUGCACUUUCAAGAGAAGGAUGGGUGGUGAUGACUACGAAGAUCGAUACUAUUUCAUUCUCGGAAUAA
Messenger RNA from Raphanus sativus (radish), 4680 nucleotides. RefSeq lists its product as uncharacterized. The record is from RefSeq and is a predicted model, not a curated record. Lineage: Eukaryota; Viridiplantae; Streptophyta; Magnoliopsida; Brassicales; Brassicaceae. Gene Ontology annotation, molecular function: DNA helicase activity. Bases 1 to 4680 code for a protein of 1559 amino acids. Gene Ontology annotation, biological process: telomere maintenance; DNA repair. The transcript has 15 exons.